CUGUUACCCUCCUCCCUACUGUUUCAAUCCUCACACAAAGAGCAAAAUGUCUCCCACAGCUGUAUCCCCCGCGGCACCACCCACAAACGGGAAAUCGACGUCGUCCAAGCAGAUCCCCGCCUGGGUCACCCCAGACCUCACACGUCUUCUCCGCGUCGAGCUCCUCCCUGGAGACUUCGCCAGCCGCGCCAUCUCCCUCGUCACCCUCCCCGCCGGCGCACUCUUCGCUCGCAUAUCGAACCCCACGCCAGCCACCUGCGCGUACACAUCCGUGCAGGCCGGCCGCGACCUGCACAUCGAGCUGAACUGCGACCUGGUGUACAUCAACCACUCUUGUACGCCGACAGUCAUUUUCGACAUGGAGAAGUGGGAGGUUAGGGUCAACCCGGAGCUCGAGGGGGGGCUGAAGGAGGGGGACGAGUUGUCGUUCUUCUACCCAAGUACUGAGUGGCAUAUGUCGCAGCCGUUCGAUUGCUUAUGCAAGACGAAGGAGUGUAGGGGGCGCAUUGCGGGCGCGAAGGAUACGGAUCCUGCUGUGCUGGAGAAGUACCGGCUCAACGCGCAUAUUGAGGAGUUGUUGAGGGAGAAGAGCGAGGGGGCCAGGAAUGGCUCGUAGGGAUGGGAGUGUGCUAAAUCACCGCCUGUGACGCUCCGCAGUUAUGCAAUUGCUGAAUUUCCUCUGGCUUUGCACUCCAUGUUGUUCAUCUUUCAAUACCGCUCUCAUCGGAUUU
Dothidotthia symphoricarpi CBS 119687 is the source of this 731-nucleotide messenger RNA. RefSeq lists its product as uncharacterized. The transcript is spliced from 2 exons. The record is from RefSeq and is a predicted model, not a curated record. Lineage: Eukaryota; Fungi; Ascomycota; Dothideomycetes; Pleosporales; Dothidotthiaceae. The coding region runs from base 47 to 616 and encodes 189 amino acids.